Fusarium venenatum is the source of this 3660-nucleotide messenger RNA. The record is from RefSeq and is a predicted model, not a curated record. NCBI's taxonomy places the organism in Eukaryota, Fungi, Ascomycota, Sordariomycetes, Hypocreales, Nectriaceae.
AUGUCGUUGAAUGGCUUGGACGACCCGAAGGUCCAGGAAGCCUACGAGGCCGCUGUCGCUGAAGCUGGAGGAUGGUUCCUGCUCAAGUACGCGAGUCGCGAUGAAGUCGAAUUGCUGGGUCGUGGCUCAGGCGGCGUCGUCGAGGUGCGCAACAACGUCACCGAAUACGAAGAUACCAGCCCUCUGUACGGAUUCUUGAGAUACAGAAGGAGGAACGUAUUGAUCAAGUACCUGCCCGAGGACUGCUCCCGUCUUAUUCAAGGUCCGUACUGGCACCCCUCCUUCCCUGCAUGUCCUUCUUUGUUCCCAGUGUCCAGGGUAGCCGUUCAUUUCAAUGCCGUUUGCGAUCGAUUUUCCCCCUACGAUACCAUCUUUGAAAUCACCGAUGCCAAGGAGCUCAGAGAUACUAGGCUGUCGGCAGCUUGUUCUUUACAUGCUGCUUCGGGUUCCACUUCAUCGUCUACAAGCUCACUGCGCCGAAGGCGAUUGAUGGAGAUUGCGGAGGAGGAAGAGGACGAGCAACAGCAGCGCGCCACCAAACGCCAGUCAGUUGCUGAGAAUGACGAUGACGGCGAGGUUCGGCCAAAAACAGCCAAGACAAGCCACGACCCUGCUCCCCAUACAGAACCAGUUACCUUGAACUCAGAGCUUGCUGAAUCUCCAGAGGAAAGUAAAUUCACUGACGCGUCAACGUCGGAAGUACCCAACUUUGUCGGCGCUGACGAGAGGCCUGAUUCAUCUGGUGACCCGGAAGCUCUUCCACGAUUGUCAUCACAAUCAGGUCGACCAGAUCUGUAUCCGUAUUCCUCAUACAAUUACGGUAAGCCAAAGGUCAAGCUUGGCCCCCGCCCAUCGCUUGAAACAAACGGCCGACCUCGUACUGCGGGUUCAUAUCGUCCUGUGUCGCAGAUGCCUUCUGGCUUUAAGUUGUUUGGCAAGGGCUCCAAAAAGGAGAAGAACAAGGACGACACCGCAACUACCGAGGAUACUCCUGCCGAGGACAAGGACAAGGAUACACCGCCUGUGCAGGACGAACUGCAAAUCACCGAUACAGAACUCAACCGACCCACGACAAGUUCUGGAGUUUCGAUUUCUGGUUCCGCCAUCUUACCCGCACCACCGCCUGCGAAACCCACAAUUUCACCCGAGAAGGCAAGAUUAAUGAAGGCCAUGAAGCUCCGAGAAAAGAAGAAGAAGGAUAUGGCGGUCGAGGCUGACGUCUCGUCACCGCCUGUCGAAUUUCCCGGACCCAGUGAAGGUGGAUCGUCUACGGAUCGUGCUGAAGACAGCGAAAACCAACACGACCCUGAAUUGAAUCAGUCGUCGAUGUCGAACGUCGACUCAGGAAUUGGUCUUGAUGGUUCUUCGGUCUCUAUGAAUGCUGACCAGGCGUCUGAUCUUGCGCAAAGUGAUUCUCACCCCGACAGCCCCAUCAUUGCAUCGUCCGAACCCGAGAUGUCCACGAAGGCCUCUUCUCUUUCUGAAUCGACCGAUGACACUCUGCACCCUAAAGACGAGGAUGCACACAAUCGGGAUCAAGAUAAGAAGGUUGACACCAAGGAAACCUCGGCACAGAGUACAAAUGACGAGAAAGCUGCUGUUGCAGCAGUUGCGCCGGCCAGCGAUGAUUUACCGCCUAAGAAUGAGAAGCAGCCCGAGGACGCGCCCCUCGAUCAAGUACCCGACGCUGAUACCAGUAUUCCGGAAAACCCAGAAAAUCCAGAAAAUCCAGAAAACGCGCCCGAGACUACCGAGGCUUCGGCCAAUGUCGACAAAGCUGACGAGCCUCUAUCCCCUACGACUUCUGCCUUGAAGAUCCCCAAAUCUAAGUUCUCGACACAGGAUUUGCGGUCAGCAGCGAACGCGGCUCCGUCAUCGGCCUCCAACUCUCCCCAUCGCGAAAUUGAAGAGAACAAGCCAACCAUUGUCACUCAAGAAGUUGUGGAGACGAAGGAGGACGACAACAAAGACGAGGCUGAGGGGUCAGAAACAAAGCAACAAAAACGCAAAGCAAACAUCGACCCGAUCAAAACACAUCUUACGGAAGAUAAAGACCCUCUGUCUGACGAGGAGGAGGACCUGAUGGACGAGCUACACGACGCGACUCUUCACGAGGCGAAGCCUAUGACUGUUGCUAAGAGUCCAGUCACCCCUGUGUUCCCUAGUCCAACCAAGAGUGAACGAUCUGCUGUCAUUUCCCGAACUGUCUCGAAUCCUGUGCACGGCAAGCUUCUCGCCCCCGGCGAUGUCACUACAAGCUCGGCACGAUCUGUCAGCUCGGGAGGAGCUGCUUAUUUGCACAAGAUUGCUCAGCAACCGGGUGGCCCUACUCUGAGUAGAAAGGGUACGGUGGGAUCGAGUAUUUCACAGCGCAUCAAAGCACUCGAAAAGCUCUCAGCCAGCACUGGCGAGACUCUUAGCCCCGCCCCUACUGCUUCCGCUCGGGAGAGACCAUCUUCGGCAUUUUUCUCCGUGCGUAAAAGUCGAGAGCCGUCUCGAUCUCCGUCCGUGGUAGACCGCACCAGCUCCAUUAACCGUUCAAACCUUCGAACACCCCCGUCGCGAUCUGGCGAACGCGACGAGUCGCCCGAUAGAUCCAGACAGACACGCAGAGGACGCUCAACAUCAGUGGCUAGUCGCUUGUCCGUAUUUGAAGCGAACCCUUGCGAAAACGAUGGCUCCCCUGGUUCAGAGUCGAUCUCGGUUACUGCCAGAAUAGUCCGCGAUCCCAGCCAGAACGCAGCCAAAUCGUUCGAGCCUGCUAAAGAUCCGUCUGAGUUUAACCCCGUGGAACUUCAGGAGUCACCUUUGUUGGUAGAUCACCAAAAGGCAUCGCCAGUCUGGUCCCCUCCUACCUUUCAACCGCCAACGGAGACCAUAGUUGAACGCAGGAUGUCAAAGGACGACAACGGAGACAAGGAGGAUCAAUCGAGGCGGUCUUCACUCAGUGUGGUUAGAGACUUUAUCCACGACCGUCGCAAAUCCCUCACAUCUCCUUCAUCUGAUGUCCUUCCCAAGGGCUCUCAAUCUCCAACUCGCCCACCAUCGACACACCAGGGCAAGCGGCUGUCAAUUAGCAGCCGCCGAUCAUCAUUCAGUCGUGAGAGAGAAAACGUGCUUUCUCCUUCUGCAACCACCGAGAGCUCCAUAUCCGGUGAUGAGACUAAGUCCAGUGGCGAGAAGAUGAAGUCCCGAGCUGGUCGAUUUAUGCGCCGCCUCUCAUCUCUUUCUAGCUCUCGUGGCAAGACUACACCACCGACUGUUCUCUCACCAACCGUGCAAGAGGAGCAAAUCCGCCCUGCAACAAGUGGACCCCCAUCCAUCGUCUCAUUCAUGGGAGACGUCAACGUGCAAUUUCCUGACAACUUGCUCUGGAAACGUCGUAAUAUGUGCCUAGACUCUCAGGGCUUCCUUAUUUUGAGUGCACUCCCAUCUCAGAGCAGUCGCACUGCUCAGGGCACCAAACGCUACCACUUGAGUGACUUCCGAGCACCAUACAUUCCCGAUGUUGAAGUUCAAGAGCUCCCCAACAGUGUGGUAUUGGACCUUGUCGAUGGCAGCAGUGUACAGCUUGCAUGCAUGGACCGUACGGGACAGGUCGGUAUCCUUCAUACUCUCCAAGAAGCCCACGCCAAACACGCGACACCAUUCGCGUUAUAG